GACGUAACCCGGAAGCGUGCACGUGCUAGCGGCCCGCGUACGUCAUGGCUGCUAGACGUCUUCUCGGGGCCACCCGGAUGUGGGCCGGCUGGCGGCACCGGAGGCUUCUAGACCCCACCGGUUCUGGAGCACUCUUCGUCCGUGACUACGCCAAGAAACCGGUCUUGAAGGGCGGUGGGAAAGGCAGCAAAGGCAGCAUGGUGGGCGAGGCACUGAAGGACCCCGAAGUGUGCACGGACCCUGUCCAGCUCACCACACACGCCAUGGGAGUGAACAUCUUCAAAGAUGGCCAGGAUGUGGCCCUGAAGGCCGACCAUGAGUACCCUGACUGGCUGUUCCAGAUGAAUGUGGGGCCUCCCAAGAAACUGGAGGAACUAGACCCCGGAUCGCGAGAAUAUUGGCGGCUGCUGCGCAAACAGAACAUCUGGCGCCACAACCGGCUGAGCAAGAGCCAGAGGCUGUAGAGAGGACCUGGCGUCCCUGGAGGAAGCUGCUGGAGAGGGCCAGGACCCAUGGCCCAUAGAGACCUGUGCUGGGCCUGAGAGAGGGCUCAGUGAGUAAAGGAGCUUGUCGCCAAGCCUGAGGACCAUGUGGUAGGACAGAACCGACUCCUACAGGUUGUCCUCUGACCUCCAGAUAUGUGUGGCGGUGUGCACACACACAAUAAAUAAGCAAAUGUAAAAAUUUAAA
This is a messenger RNA of Nannospalax galili (Upper Galilee mountains blind mole rat), 690 nucleotides long. RefSeq names its product mitochondrial ribosomal protein L54 (gene Mrpl54). Lineage: Eukaryota; Metazoa; Chordata; Mammalia; Rodentia; Spalacidae. Gene Ontology annotation, molecular function: structural constituent of ribosome. Gene Ontology annotation, cellular component: mitochondrial large ribosomal subunit. The record is from RefSeq and is a predicted model, not a curated record. The coding region runs from base 45 to 464 and encodes 139 amino acids. The transcript has 3 exons.